AUGUUACAACGUUUGAAUAUCCCAAGAAGCUACCAACUUUUGCUUCUCUCGCUGGUAGUCUAUUCAGCUACUUUCCUAUCGAUAUAUUUUGCAGUUCUAUCAUCAACUUCAUAUCUUCAGGUAACGAUAAAACUGUCUCAAGGGUUCAAUGCUAUUGUCCUGGUUCUAUUUGCUAUCCUCAACGGAACCUACGUUUGGAGAUUCUUUAUAUGGCUAGCCUUUGGUAAUUUAAGAUUAAUCGAAUACGAACAUGUAAUGGAAAGAUUGCCGUUCACUAUUCUGAAUAUGGUAAUCACUUAUUCCAUGUUUAAUGAUAAAUCUAUUGCGUUUACAGGUUCUAUAUUUGGGUUUUUUCUGAUUUUUAUGAAAGUUUUGCAUUGGAUUUUAAGGGACAGACUAGAUGCUAUCGUACAAUCCUUUAACGAUUCUUCAACUUUAACUUCAAUUAUUCUAUCGAAUAAUUUCUUUCUAAAUUUAAUAAUCUUUACCAUUGUGGAUUAUAAAAUGGUAUCUUAUUGUGUUUCAAAUUCACUAUCAAAUUCAAUGGGUGCCUCCACAACUGUUCACUUAUUAUUAGGUAUGGAAUUCACCAUGUUACUAAUAGAUUUGUUGAAUCUAUUCUUGCAUACAUGUUUGAAUUUAUACGAGUUCCAUCUAACUACUCUAGAAAGAAGCUCCAACAUCAUCCAAGAGGAUGGCGAAGAUGAUGAAGAGGAUGAUGAAUUACAAUUUAACUCUUUGGAAGGUAAAUUCAUGUACGAAAAGACAAUAGAUGUCUUUACAAGAUUUUUGAAAACUUUUAUCCAUAUUCUGAUGUUGAUUCCGUUGAGAAUGAAAUUCUUCUUACUGUUGAAAGACGUUAUAUGGAAUGUAAUUUCCCUUUAUAAGCAUACAGGAAGUCUGUGGAAAACUUGGAAAAAUAAUAAACAGUUGGAUGACAAAUUACCAACAGCAUCUAUUGAAGAAUUGAAAAAUACUGAUAAUAAUAUUUGUAUUGUCUGUAUGGAUGAUUUGUUACCAAGAAUAAACUCAGAAAAAUAUGAUUCUCAAAGAGAAAAGGAACUUUAUGAUCACAUUAUGAAAUCAAAACAAAAACCGAAGAAAUUGCCUUGUGGGCAUAUAUUACAUUUGAACUGUUUGAAAAACUGGAUGGAAAGAUCUCAGACCUGUCCUAUUUGUAGAUUGCCAGUUUUCGAUGAUAAAGGUAAUGUGAUGCCUUCAACCCAUUCACAAAAUCAAACAGAAACUCAACAGCAACAACCACAGACACAAACGCAAUCGACUACAGAAUUACAACCCCAAACCGAGGUCCAACCUGAUUUGAACCAACGACAAGAAACUAAUAUACAGCAUAACGUCCAAAAUGUUAUAGAGACUCCUGGUAGAGAUUCUGCUCAAGAUGCCUCAAGAGGAGGAACAGGUUCUAACUCUGAUCAUAAUUUAACGAAUACACAAGUAUCUAGUGAGGGUAGUAGUAAUGAACAGCAAGGAAAUGUAACUAAUAGUAUACUAAAUACCUCAUCCUGGUAUUCUUUCCCAAUAAAAACAUCAAGUGAUAGUUCUAUAACAUUUGACAUUUCUGAUGCCCAUGAUCCUGCUAAAGUAUAUCCAGCAAAAUUAUCUGUUGAAGAAAAAGUUUCUAGUAGAACCUUAAAUUCAGAUGGUGGCAUGUUGCAAGUUGUUAUCAAAGAUAAGGACAUAAAAACUGUAACUGAUUCCAAGACAAUUGAUCUCUUGAAGAAAAGGAUCACUGAAUUAGAAGAAAAGGUAGAUUCUUUAGCAGCUAAUGUCCAAAAUGUUGAAUGA
Molecule: messenger RNA, 1806 nt
Organism: Vanderwaltozyma polyspora DSM 70294
Lineage: Eukaryota; Fungi; Ascomycota; Saccharomycetes; Saccharomycetales; Saccharomycetaceae
Gene: HRD1
Product: E3 ubiquitin-protein ligase HRD1
Exons: 1
Coding region: 1-1806 (601 amino acids)
Cellular component (GO): cytoplasm
Source: RefSeq, a predicted model, not a curated record